Molecule: messenger RNA, 3299 nt
Organism: Nerophis lumbriciformis (worm pipefish)
Lineage: Eukaryota; Metazoa; Chordata; Actinopteri; Syngnathiformes; Syngnathidae
Gene: selenon
Product: selenoprotein N
Biological process (GO): calcium ion homeostasis; skeletal muscle fiber development
Cellular component (GO): endoplasmic reticulum membrane
Source: RefSeq, a predicted model, not a curated record
AUGUUCAUCGAAACUUCCCGUAGAUGCGCCGCUAAUUUGCUUGCGGUCGCCUGGGAAGUGGGAACGGAACACCCGGAAAAGGACGCUCUUCUCCGGCGUCUAAGACAGCACAACAGCCGGUAGUUAGCACGCACUUGAACAGCCUAACCUCGACGUUAGACAAAGAAUGUGCUAGCUUUUUUUUUGUGGAAGAAUAUGUCUCUUGUGUAAAUAGAGGCGACGCGGAGGUCGAGGAUGGCGGCAGACGUGGACAAAACGAUCCGCAACGAGGUGCGCUAUGAUGGGCAAAACAGACUGCAGCGUCGGUGCUCUGGAUCCUGGAGGUCCACACGAAUGUGUACUCUGCUCCUGGUUCUUGCAGUACCCCUUCUGGCUUGGGGGAUCAAGUAUUAUCAAGAUGCACAGCUCCUGAAGCGACAUGAGGAGAGCGUUCGAACUCUGGGUCCUGAGGGCCUCUUUCUUUUCUCCUCCUUGGACGCCAACCAUGAUCUCUAUCUCAGCCCAGAGGAGUUUAAACCAAUUGUGGAGAAACUUACAGGGAUUAUUCCUCCGGGCGACAUUGAGGAGGACGUGAUUGAAGACCCCAAUGGAGAGAUGUUAACCUUAGAGGCUCAAAUGAAGCCUCUGCUUCUGGACUCUAUGACAAAAAGCAAGGAUGGCUUUCUCGGGGUUUCUCACAGCUGCCUGAGUGGUCUGCGCUCAUGGCAGAGUCCAACCGUCCCUUAUUCAUCCUUCUUCGCCAGCCAGUUCAGGGUCUUUCUCCCCCCUAAAGGCAAGAUGGAGGUUGGAGACACGUGGUGGGUGAUCCCCAGUGAGCUUAACAUCUUUACUGGGUACCUGCCUAACAAUCGCUACCACCCUCCCACACCAAAGGGCAAAGAGGUUCUCAUCCACUCGCUGCUGAGUAUGUUUCACCCUCGACCAUUCAUCAAGUCUCGUUUUGCACCUCAGGGCACUGUUGCAUGCAUACGUGCCAGCAACGACUUUUAUUAUGACAUUGUAUUCAGGAUUCACGCAGAGUUCCAGCUAAAUGACGUGCCAAACUUUCCCUUUUGGUUCACGCCGGGCCAAUUCACCGGCAACGUCGUGAUCUCUAAGGACGCUUCUCACGUGCGACAUUUCCACCUUUACGUCCCGAGUGACAGGUCUCUAAAUGUGGACAUGGAGUGGCUGUACGGUGCCAGUGAGAGCAGCAACAUGGAGGUGGACAUUGGGUACCUACCGCAGCUGGAGCUGCAGUCCUCUGGCCCAUCCACCCCCUCCGUCAUCGUGGACGAGGAGGGUAACGUCAUCGACAGCCGAGGCGGCGACACCGAACCUAUCCAGUUUGUUUUUGAGGACAUUAACUGGACAACAGAGAUCAAUCGUCAAGAAACCACCCGCCGCCUGGAGGUCACCCUUUACCCCUUCAAGAAGGUGUCCUACUUGCCUUUUUCUGAGGCCUUCCAGCGAGCCGAGGCAGAGAAAAAGCUAGUGCAUUCCAUUCUGCUUUGGGGAGCAUUAGAUGACCAGUCCUGCUGAGGUUCCGGGCGAACUCUCCGGGAGACUGUUCUGGAAAGUUCGCCCGUGCUGGCUCUGCUCAACCAGAGCUUUGUGAGCAGCUGGUCUCUGGUCAGAGAGCUGGAGAACAUGCAGGAUGAUGAGCAUCGCCCCACACUGAGUGAAAGGGCUCGCUUGCACCUUGAGAAGUACACGUUCCCUGUGGAGAUGAUGGUCGCACUGCCGAAUGGAACAAUAGUCCAUCACAUUAAUGCUAAUUUCUUCCUGGACCAGACGGCCAUGAAGCCUGAACAGGAGGGGGAGGGAAACACUUUCAGCUUCUCUGGAGGGUUUGAAGAUCCCUCCACCUCCACUUACAUCAGCUUCCUGAAGGAGGGACUGGAGAGGGCCAAGCAGUAUCUGGCAGAGUAGAGUGUGCGUGUGUACGUGCAGUCACUCCUGUGAUAAUUGAACUGAGUAGAAUCCUCCAAAAUGUAAGUGGUGACGCAUUGAACGCUGCUAUUAUCAUAAAAGCACACAGAAACGGGGAGCGUUGACCUUUUGCGCACCAUGUUUGCUAUUGUGUCACCCAGUGGCGGCGUAGCCUCCCUCCUAGGCGUUUCUCAGCCGUUUGUGACGGUUCUGCCUGAAAGCUCUUCCUCUGGCCGGGCAGGGCCUGAUGAUUGCCGCUGACGAGGCGUCCUGGAGGAAAUGUCUAAGUCCAGCCUCUGGGGGACAGAAGCAGCAGGAAAUGUCUUUUUAAUCAGUUGGCGGCACACAAAGUUAAACAUCGACCACGAAUCGAGUUAAUUAGAGGAAAUUCACUACGCCAAAGAAUACUUCCUACAAUUUGUAACUCAUUUUGACUGCAGAGUGCAACAAGUUGCCUGCUUCAAGAAGCAAACAUGUAGCUGUUAAUUACACCGAAGUUAUUGCUCUUUUUCUCCCGGUCACAAAAAAAUGCAAUCUAUGACUGCUUUAAAUUGGAUUAUUUGACACGAAACACUGUGAUUCUGUAUUUUUUCGUUGUACAGGACACAAUAAAUCCGUUUUUUUACACGCCAAUAACCUGUGAAGUAGCACUGUUUAGUGCACGGGUCGGCAACCCAAAAUGUUGAAAGAGCCAUAUUGGACCAAAAAUACAAAAACAAAUCUGUCUGGAGCCGCAAAAAAUUAAAAGCCAUAUUACAUACAGAUAGUGGGUCAUGAGAUAUAAAUUGAAUUAAGAAGACUUAAAGGAAACUAAAUGACCUCAAAUAUAGCUACAAAUGAGGCAUAAUGAUGCAAUAUGUACAUAUAGCUAGCCUAAAUAGCAUGUUAGCAUCGAUUAGCUUGCAGUCAUGCAGUGACCAAAUAUGUCUGAUUAGCACUCCACACAGUCAAUAACAUCAACAAAACUCACCAUUCAUGCACAACGUUAAAAGUUUGGUGGACAAAAUGAGACAGAAAAAGGAUAAAACACGUCCAAGAAAGUCGGAGAAAGUUAUAUAUGUAAACAAACUACAUGAGUUCAAGGACCGCCAAAAUUAGUAGGACAAAACGGCGCUCGCCAAAUACUCGAAUCAGUGAAGCAUGUUUAAUACAAACAGUGUGCUUUGUAACAAUUAGGGCGGCUUGUGUCAUGUUUGUCCUCCUACAGAAACCAUAUUAAAACAAAAAAUAUAAAUUCCCCCCCCCUCAUCUUUUUCCAUUUUUCAUACAUUUUUUAAAAAGCUCCAGAGAGCCACUAGAGCCGCGGGUUGCCGACCCCUGGUUUAGUGUAAUCAUAUCACACAGAGCAAACAUUAAGUUUAGCUGAGAAAUCAAAAAAUAUAUAUUUU